AUGCCUGAGAUAGCUGAAGUCGCGCGCAUCGUGCACUUUCUGCGCCUACAUCUCGUCGGCAAGACCAUCAGAACCGCGUCCGCUGUCGACGACCAAAUUGUCUUUGGCAAGGCGGGCACGACCGGCGACGCAGUUUCGGCUGCCUUGACCGGGAGGAAGGUCAUCUCCUCCGGGUCGCAAGGCAAGCUAUUCUGGCUCGUCCUUGAUAAGGCUCCGCAUGUGGUGAUGCAUUUUGGCAUGACGGGUUGGCUUCAGAUUAGGGGCGUCCAAACAUCCUACUCGUCCCUUUACCGGGACACGGACACACGCGUCGAAACCUGGCCUCCCAAAUACACAAAAUUCCACCUCACGACCACCUGCAACCCCGCGGUGGAAGUGGCUUUCACCGACUAUCGGCGCCUGGCUAGAGUUCGUCUCGUGGACUGCCCCGGCGCUCACAUUCGCAGUCAUGCUCCUCUCAAAGAAAACGGCCCCGACCCUGUGCAAGACACGGACAGGUUUACGCUUGCGUACUUCCAGUCCAAGUGUCGCGCCAGUCGCGCCGCGGUCAAAGCUAUGCUUCUCAACCAGAAGUUCAUCAGCGGGAUCGGAAACUGGGUCGGUGACGAGGUGCUGUUUCAGUCCCGGAUUCACCCAGAGCAGAAAUGCAACCAUCUCACCGACGCGCAGACUAAGACUCUGUACGAGGUGAUCCGAUACGUUUGUCAGACAGCUGUUGGCGUGCUCGGUGACUAUCACCAGUUCCCCUCUGAUUGGCUUUUCAAGUAUCGAUGGAGCAAGGGCUCGGAGAACCCUACACUCCCUGGGGGAGAACCGUUGGCUCACGUCACAGUUGGGAACCGAACAAGCUGCUAUGCUACUCGCUUGCAGAAGAUUACUCUUGACGGUGUCCCUGUGGUCGUUGAGGAGGAAAAGAACAAGGAGGAGGUGGUGGAGGAGGAG
Podospora anserina S mat+ is the source of this 942-nucleotide messenger RNA. RefSeq lists its product as uncharacterized. The transcript has 2 exons. The record is from RefSeq and is a predicted model, not a curated record. Gene Ontology annotation, molecular function: DNA N-glycosylase activity; damaged DNA binding; DNA-(apurinic or apyrimidinic site) endonuclease activity. Gene Ontology annotation, cellular component: nucleus. Gene Ontology annotation, biological process: base-excision repair. The annotation marks the transcript as partial. NCBI's taxonomy places the organism in Eukaryota, Fungi, Ascomycota, Sordariomycetes, Sordariales, Podosporaceae.